CGGAUCGACCCAUCCACCACGAGAUCAUCCUCGAGGACGGGGCCGUACCUCCGUGCGGUUGCAUCUACCGAAUGAGCGAGGAAGAGUUAAGUGUGCUUCGGGCACAACUCGACGACCUUCUGGAGAAAGGUUGGAUUCGGCCUAGCUCAUCGCCAUACGAUGCUCCUGUUCUCUUCGUCCGGAAGAAGAACAAGGACUUGCAGUUGUGCAUCGAUUAUCGCAAGCUCAACGCGCAGACGAUCAGGAACGCCGAACCUCUCCCACGCAUCGAUGACCUUCUCGAGCGAUUGGGCGGUGCCCAGUUCUUCUUUAAGCUGGAUCUCAAGUCAGGGUACCACCAACUCGAGAUUCGUAGGGAGGAUCGUUACAAGACCGCGUUCAAGACACGGUAUGGGCAUUUCGAAUGGCUGGUCAUGCCAUUUGGCCUUACGAAUGCCCCAACCACUUUCCAAGCGGCUAUGACGACGGAGUUCCGACACAUGCUGGAUCGUUUCGUACUUAUCUACCUCGACGACAUUCUGGUUUACAGCCGGAGUCUGGACGAGCAUGUAGAACACCAGCGCACCAUUUUGGAGCGGCUACGACAGGCCAAGAACAAAGCAAACUGCGACAAAUGCGAGUUCGCACAGCAGGAGAUGGAGUACUUGGGACACUAUGUGACGCCGCAGGGCAUCCGUCCGCUUGCAGACAAGAUCGAGGCCCUACUCUUGGAACAGCACGACGGCGACGACURGCACGCUGUGGAGUAUUUCAGCCACAAAGUGYCUCCCAUCAACUCGCUUGAUGAUGCAAGGAAGAAGGAGCUGCUCGCAUUCGUGAUGGCUCUCAAGCGCUGGCGGCACUUCCUCCUUGGGCGUCGUAGGUUCACAUGGGUCACAGACAACAAUCCAUUGACCUACUAUAAAACGCAGGACGUGGUGAGCAGCACGAUCGGACGAUGGAUGUACUCCAUCGACCGAUUUGACUUCACACCGAAACAUGUCCCCGGCCUCUCCAAUCGCGCAGCAGAUGCACUCUUGCGAAGACCUGAUCUUUGCGCUAUGUCACAUCAUGCCUUCGCAUUCGACGAGGAGYUUCAGCGACACUUCAUCCGGGCAUAUCAGUCUGAUCCGGACUUCGGCAUGCUCUAUGCACAACUAUCUUCGGAUUACCCGCCGGCCAGCCAUUACCGCAUUGCCGACGGGUACUUGCUUCUCCACUCGAGAGGCAAGGACUUACUAUGUGUCCCACGCGACCGUCGUCUUCGGACUCGCCUCCUUGGCGAGUACCAUGAUUCACGACUCGCCGGCCAUUUCGGAGUCAACCGCACUAUUGCACGGCUUCGACAGCGAUUCCGAUGGCCCGACCUCAUUACCGAUGUCACUCGGUAUUGCGACUCUUGCGAAGUUUGCUGACGCAGCAAGCCCUGCAACCGCAAUCCCUACGGCGAGUUACACCCGAUG
This is a messenger RNA of Chara braunii, 1442 nucleotides long. The record is from the annotation of a GenBank genome assembly. NCBI's taxonomy places the organism in Eukaryota, Viridiplantae, Streptophyta, Charophyceae, Charales, Characeae.